Paramecium sonneborni is the source of this 609-nucleotide messenger RNA. The record is from the annotation of a GenBank genome assembly. NCBI's taxonomy places the organism in Eukaryota, Ciliophora, Oligohymenophorea, Peniculida, Parameciidae.
AUGCAUUCUAUGUCCAUUAAAACUCAAAUGACUUUAAUUGACCUAAAAUACAAAUCUAAAUUGAAUGAAAGAAUAGAGAGAGGAUUGAUAAAUCACCUUAAAAACUAAAUAUUGCAAACAAAGGAGAGAAUGUUAGUUCUAGGGGAUUAAACAUCAAUAACUAUAUCAGAGGAUCUGGCUAAAGUGCUGCUGAGACAUUUUUAAGCUGGAUUCAGAGAAAAAGUUAUUACUAUAUUACAGUAUCAACUCCAUAUGAUAGACACUAAUGAGAAAAUACUAUCGAUUGUUAGACUUAAAGCUUUGAUAAAUAUAUUUCUUGACAUUAAGCGAAUAUCUGAAAUGAGAAAAUACAUUAUUAGCUUUGAAGGUUAGAAUAGACUGGAAUAAUGCCCAUUCUUUAAGGCAUUUCAAUAACCUAAAGUAAAUUAGAAAAAGAUUAAAACUGAACAAAUUAUUACUAUUAUUAGAGCAUCCUUUAUUUGUAUGGAAAUUGCUUCUCCUAUUAAAAAAGAAUCAAAAGAUUUCACAGUUGUUUAAAUCACAUUUACACUAUUUGAAAGAAUUGUUUACCUGAAAUCGAGAAAUUAAAAAAAUUACAUAAUAUAAUGA